Molecule: messenger RNA, 2090 nt
Organism: Annulohypoxylon maeteangense
Lineage: Eukaryota; Fungi; Ascomycota; Sordariomycetes; Xylariales; Hypoxylaceae
Product: exonuclease V
Exons: 2
Coding region: 251-1984 (577 amino acids)
Biological process (GO): interstrand cross-link repair
Cellular component (GO): mitochondrion; nucleus
Molecular function (GO): single-stranded DNA 5'-3' DNA exonuclease activity
Source: RefSeq, a predicted model, not a curated record
UCCAUCAUCACCAAAAUCACAUCGUCAUGCUUGAUCAACCUGAACAAUGGAGAAGUGCCUGGUCACGGAGAUCAUGACUCAACAUAUGACCCCUUCUAAGUUACAACUUCCUAGCUUCCUCCCUUUAGAUCUAAUCUGAGCCUUACCAAACCACCUUAGCUGAUGUGCUGGAUGUACUCUCUUUGCUGUACUAUCACAUACUUGACGUCUUCCAUAACGCGAUGACCUAUCGCCUCUCUAUAUACUCAACAUGGCUACCUCCGUUGCUCCCAUGAUGGGUGGGAACGGUCCAGAUGAGAGCGACUACGGGUCCGACUUUUCAAUAGGAGAAGAGGUUAUCGUAAAUCGACUUCUCGAAGAUAUUAGAAACAAGAGUGGCUCACCGAGUGAAUCUACGAGUUCUUUUUCUAGUCCUACCCAAUUCACUUUGCCUAUAGAUACGGAUGCUAAAGCCUCCGGGACUCUAUCUACCCUAUUGCCACCUCCGAAAUUGGAAAAUUUACACUUUGGAUCGGGUCAGCGUAACUACUCAACGGGCACUCUACCUAGGAAAUCCAGCGCGUCCGCGAAUAAUCGUAGGCAAUAUAGCGACGAGUCGAAUACCCGCUCAAAUACAAAUCAUUCCAAUGAUGCAAAUGCGAGCACUCCAUUACAUAUCCCAUCCGACGAUGUCCUGUACCCAGAUCUUAGCCAUGCCCUAUCAAUUGUCAAUCCUAAUGUAGCUCCAAAUAUAGCUUCCAAUAUAGCUUCCAACGUAUCUUCCAAUAUAGAGACCCCAAUACCGGAAACUUCCAAGCGACCGAAAGAUUCUUCGUCUCCACUGAAGCGCUUUCGCUCCUUUCCGAAGAGGCCGCUCACCGUUUCUGACUUGUCAUCCGGUGCCUGGUGCGAGCUUCAAUAUUGGUAUACACUCACUCGGCUGCCUGGAGGGAGGAAGACGCGAACGGCGGCGAUGAAAGGGGGAACCCGUGUUCACCAGACGUUAGAGGAUCAAGUUCAUACGACAGUCCAAGUUAGCAUAACUAACAAAGAGGAAGCGUUUGCGCUACGGCUAUGGAAUGUCAUCCAAGGACUGCGCACGCUUCGGGAUGCUGGUCUGACCAGAGAAUUGGAAGUAUGGGGGAUCAUCGAAGGUCAGAUCGUCAAUGGUAUCAUAGACGAAAUCAGCCACGAAAGUCCAAAUCCCAUGUUCGAGCAAGAGCUCAGCCUCUCCCAAUCAUCCAGGGGCUUCGUCGACACAACCUCAAAGGAACAGUCGGCGAUAACGGACUAUCUCAAACCGCAUCACAAAACAUUUUACCUUACUGACGUCAAGACUCGCGCCUCAGAAAGGCUUCCUACCGGUGCAGCUCUCAGGCCGGCGAGGGUUCAGCUGUUCCUGUAUCAUCGUCUUCUGGGUGAGAUGGCUUCUGGGACGGUAGAUUUUAAUGUUAUAUUGGACCGAUACGGUCUGAGAGCCGAGGCAUUGUUUUCGGACGCCUUCAUGGCCCAGGUAGGCGAUCUGCACGAUGAAAUAUUCUACGACGCAGACUCUGAAUUUGGCGGGGCGCCGUCGACUCCUCAUUCCAAUCGAUCUGGGCAAGGGCCUCCGUCGUCAAGUCAGUCGUAUCAAAUGAUGCCGCCCGCAGAAUUGAUUAGAUAUCGAUCCAUUGCGCAGAUGCUCCCACUACUUCGGUCAGAGCUGCGGGAGACUUUCCCACGCGGCGCCGCUACUCUUGGCGAGCUUCUCGCCGUUCAAUACCGCCACAGAGACGACGGUCGCAUCAUCGGGAUCAACGCGUUUCCCAACGACCCCGAAGCGCUGAAAGGAUAUCUUCAACGAGACCUGCAAUGGUGGCGCGGGGAGAGGGAGGCUGAUGGCGUUUGCAUCGAAGAGACUUAUAAAUGUCGAUCAUGCGAGUUCGCGGAGAGUUGUCAGUGGCGAAAGGAUAAAGAAACUGCGAUUCUACAGAAAUCGAGAAAAGUUUUGCGCGCCAGCAGCUGAUAGUAAAAUUUACGCAGCUUCAUUUUUCACUACUUACCUACCUCCUACCUACUAUCCAGUAGCUGCCCACCUGAAUAAUUUAUGAUGAAUGAUACCUACCUACCUA